Messenger RNA from Laetiporus sulphureus 93-53, 435 nucleotides. RefSeq lists its product as uncharacterized. Lineage: Eukaryota; Fungi; Basidiomycota; Agaricomycetes; Polyporales; Laetiporaceae. The record is from RefSeq and is a predicted model, not a curated record. The transcript has 4 exons. Bases 1 to 330 code for a protein of 109 amino acids.
AUGUUCCCCCUGUUCGCUCUGGCAUUGAAUCUUCCAGAGGACUACUUCGAUGAUAAGGUGAAAUCAACAGUUCUGGUGGACGACCGCGUCAUCGGUAUCGGCGCACACACCGAUGUUACGUCUGCAGUUUUGAGAACCCGGCAUCCAGGCCUUGCAAGUUCUGAACAAGCAGAAGCAGUGGAUAGAGGCACCGCCCAUUUCCGGCACACUGGUCAUCAAGUAUUUUCCGAACUCUCCCUUGGCGCCCCUCUGCUCACAUCGAAUUACAUCAGCCUCGGUGACCAAUUUGCUCGGUGGACGAGUGGGUCAUCGGAAGAAGUUCUGCGUUGAACAGAACCAGCUGACACUUGUGCAGACGAUGUCUUCAAAUCGACCGUGCAUCGUGCGAUAAACCGCAGUGGCGUCUGUCGCUACUCAAUCCCGCUCUUCUUUCGC